AUGCAUCUCCCGUUGCUCCUCUCGGGAGCUGUCUUGAGCUUCAUCGCUCCGACUCUCGCUGUUCCCGUCCAGGACAGCCCUCGCCAGCGCCUCCUUGACGGCAAAGGUCUUCCUACAAAAUACCGCAGUGGCUCGCCUCCCUACACCCCCGGCCACAAGGACAAGUACGAUGGUCCCAUCGACUCCAUUGGUGAUGAGCUCGAUCCCUUGCCAUACCGCAAUGGCCUCGGCGCUUCUGUUCUCGGUCCUUGGAACGAAGCUCGAUCCAGACAGAACCCGGAUCUGGUUCGACCGCCGGGCACUGAUCACGGCAAUCUAGCCAACAUGCGUUGGAGUUUUGCUGACUCCCAUAUCCGCAUUGAGGAGGGUGGUUGGACUAGACAAACCACCAUUCGCGAGCUUCCUACCAGCAUCGAGCUGGCCGGUGUCAACAUGCGCCUAGACGAGGGAGUCGUCCGCGAACUCCACUGGCAUAAGGAAGCUGAAUGGGCCUACGUCCUUGAUGGAAGCUGCCGUAUCACUGCCAUUGACUACGAGGGAGGAAACUUCAUUGACGAUGUCCAAAAGGGUGACCUCUGGUACUUCCCCUCUGGUGUGCCUCACUCCCUCCAAGGCCUUGGCGAGAACGGAACCGAGUUCCUCUUGAUUUUCGACGACGGUCACUUUUCUGAGGAGUCUACCUUCAUCCUUACUGACUGGCUUGCCCACACCCCGAAGUCUGUCAUCUCAAAGAACUUCAAGCUUGCCCCCGAGGUCUUCGCCAACAUCCCCGAGGGAGAGAAGUACAUUUUCCAAGGAACCACGCCCGGCUCCAUCAGCCACGAAGCCCCCGACGGAAAGGGAGUCAAGAAGUCAAAGCACCAAUUCACGCACAAGAUGCUCGCACAGGAACCCAAGAAGACCUCUGGCGGUGAAGUCAGAGUGACUGACUCCAAGAACUUCCCGAUCUCAAAGACCAUCGCCGCCGCCCACGCCAUCAUCGAGCCCGGCGCCCUCCGCGAGAUGCACUGGCACCCCAACGCCGACGAGUGGUCCUUCUUCAUCAAGGGCCGCGCCAGAGUCACGAUUUUCGCCUCGGAAGGAAACGCCAGGACAUUCGACUACGUGCCGGGCGACGUUGGCAUCGUCCCGAAGAACAUGGGUCACUUUGUGGAGAACAUUGGCGACGAACCCCUUGAGAUGCUCGAAAUCUUCCGCGCCGACGAGUUUAGAGACUUUUCUCUAUUCCAGUGGAUGGGUGAGACGCCCAAGAAGCUGGUCGUCGACCACCUCUUCGCCAACGAUCCCGACGCUGGAGAGAAGUUCUGGGACAAGGUCAAGAGCGCUGAGAAGGACGAGAUCACCAAGGACACUACCGUCGAUGCCGAGGCUGUUCAGACCGAAACGGAGGAACUUUGA
Messenger RNA from Colletotrichum phormii, 1398 nucleotides. RefSeq names its product oxalate decarboxylase family bicupin. The transcript is spliced from 4 exons. NCBI's taxonomy places the organism in Eukaryota, Fungi, Ascomycota, Sordariomycetes, Glomerellales, Glomerellaceae. The record is from RefSeq and is a predicted model, not a curated record. Gene Ontology annotation, cellular component: outer membrane-bounded periplasmic space. Bases 1 to 1398 code for a protein of 465 amino acids. Gene Ontology annotation, biological process: oxalate metabolic process.